AUGGCCACCGCGCACGCUGCCUCGUCAUUGGCGCCCGUCCUCCGUGUGCUGCCACCUGCACAACGGCGCUUCGCCUCGACGGCGCUCCGGCCCCGGCCCCGAGGCACGACGGCGAAGCGUCCUGCGCCAGCGAGGAGGUUCAUCCCCGAAGCGGCCGAGCGCUUCAUCGGCCCCAAGGGCCAACUCCUGACGACACGGGAGAAUGUCGACUUUAUCGUGGCAAACGACCUCGAGCCAGACAAUGGCACCAUGGCGCGCUUCACCCCAGGCCCGGAGAUGAAGCGGAUCGCCGCCGACUUUGGCGUCGCCCUCGCCUUCAGCCCCCGGCACGUCAUUCACCCGUUUGAUCUGCGGGCCUUUGACCCGCGGGGCCACCCCCUCGCGGCCAUGAAGCGCGCCCAGCUCGCGCGCAAGAUCCACGAGGACUCCCUGUGGAUCAUCAUGACAUCCGCAGGUGGCGUCUCGGCCGUCGUCCGCUCCAUGACGCAGAACAAGCUUGUCAAGGAACUACACUUGGCCUUGGAGGCGAUGGGAUAUCGUUCCGGCACGGGCCGUGGGCCGACAAAGGAGAUUCGGGGAACCUUUUGGGUCACGAUAUUCGAUCCCGUCAAGGCGGCCGGACAGUCCGCGGAGCGAUUUGGCAAGACCGUUGCGGCCGCUCUUGACCAAGAAUGCAGUCGGCGCCGCAGCUGA
Drechmeria coniospora is the source of this 693-nucleotide messenger RNA. RefSeq lists its product as uncharacterized. Lineage: Eukaryota; Fungi; Ascomycota; Sordariomycetes; Hypocreales; Ophiocordycipitaceae. The transcript has a single exon. The record is from RefSeq and is a predicted model, not a curated record. The coding region runs from base 1 to 693 and encodes 230 amino acids.